AUGCUGGCCCGGGGGAUGCAGAUCUUUGUAGGGUUCUCUGUCUACUGGAAGCCACUCUUCAGAGGUCGCCUCCUACUAGUGACCAACACCAUCAGCUGCAGGGGACUCCUGGCCGCCGGGGACACUCUCUGCCAAGCCUGGGAGAUGAGACAGGACCCCAAAUGGAAACGGGACCUGGCCCGGACAGCUUGGAUGUUCACCAUCAGGUGCAGCAUGGGCCCCCUAAUGCACUACUGGUACCUGUGGCUGGACAACAUUUUCCCUGCUGCUGGCUUCAGCGGGAUCAUAAGUGUGUUCAUGAAGGUUUUCAUCUACCAGAUUGUAGCCUCCCCGGCACUGGGAGCUUGGUAUUUCUUGGGGAUGGGAUCAUUGGAGGAGCAAACUCUGGAUCAGAGCUGGCAGGAGCUGGAGGAUAACUUCUGGGAGUUCAACAAGAUGGAUUGGUGCAUCUGGCCACCAACACAGCUGAUCAACUUCUUGUUCCUGCCCCCCAAAUACCGUGCAGUCUACAUGAAUGUUAUCACACUCGGCUGGGACAUUUACCUGUCGUACCUGAAACAUCGGCCUAAAGAACUGCCCUCAGUCCAGAGGGAGAUUCCAAAUGGCUGGGUGAAAGUGGUAAUCUGCUCCCUCCCACGAUGA
Molecule: messenger RNA, 642 nt
Organism: Rhineura floridana
Lineage: Eukaryota; Metazoa; Chordata; Lepidosauria; Squamata; Rhineuridae
Product: mpv17-like protein 2
Exons: 1
Coding region: 1-642 (213 amino acids)
Biological process (GO): mitochondrial ribosome assembly
Cellular component (GO): membrane; cytoplasm
Source: RefSeq, a predicted model, not a curated record